UAUCAGCUGAUAAGAACAUUUAGGAACGGAACAGGUUAGGUGUUGUUUAGUUCAGCUGUUCGAGUAACUUGCCUUACAUAUAGAUAUGUCUUUAAUAAGAUCGAGGGGUGAUCAUAUUUUUAAGUUAUUUUCGAGACAGAGAAUUAGGUCUGAAUAUCCUAGAAGUUUAGUAUCAAUUAGUAGAACUUCAAUUUAUCCAGUGCUUGUUACGAAAAACUUUAAAACCCAGCUCUUUGGUGGUGAAAUAUUACCUGGAAGAUGGAGUGUUCUAGGACACAGGUUUUAUGCAGACUACCCAAAGCACAAUAGAGUAGCCCUUCCUGCUUUAUCACCAACCAUGGAGAGAGGUUCAAUUGUGAGCUGGGCUAAAAAAGAAGGUGAUAAGUUAAAUGAAGGAGAUUUACUUGCCGAAAUCGAAACCGACAAAGCUACCAUGGGGUUUGAAACUCCUGAUGAAGGAUAUCUUGCAAAAAUUUUGUUACCUGCUGGGUCUAAAGAUAUUCCUGUGGGAAAACUUGUGUGCAUAAUCGUCGAAAAUAAAGAGGAUGUCGCUAAAUUUAAAGACUUUAAAGAUGAUGCUCCUGCCGGAGCUACAGCUACUCCUGCUCCUCCUACGGCUCCCGCACCACCUGCUCCAGCCCCUGCCGCUAGUCCACCACCUACAAGUGCACCACCUACAAGUGCACCGCCCACAAGUGCACCGCCCACAAGUGCACCUCCUGCCGAACCUGUCUCCCUCACAGAAAAGGGCCGAGUUUAUGCCAGUCCGAUGGCAAAGAAUCUUGCAAUGAAAAAAGGCAUCAAACUAGAGAGUGUUGGAAAAGGCACUGGUUUGUAUGGUUCUAUCACUUCCAAAGACAUAGAAUCAGCAAAGGCUGUACCAGCGGCCGCUCCUGUAAGCAAAGUACCUGGAGCUCCUCCGCAGAAUUAUAAAGAUAUUCCUCUCUCUAGCAUUAGGACUGUAAUUGCUAAAAGGCUACUCGAAUCAAAACAGACUAUACCUCAUUAUUAUCUCUCCAUUGAUAUUUGUGUAGAUGAAUUAUUAAAACUUCGUGAAAAUUUAAACAAAAGCUUAGAGAAACAAAAAGUAAAAAUUAGUGUUAAUGACUUUAUAAUCAAAGCAACAGCACUGGCUUCCAAAAAAAUUCCUGAAGUAAAUUCUCAUUGGAUGGGAUCUUUUAUUCGAGAGCACAUUAAUGUUGAUGUAAAUGUAGCCGUAAGUACUGAUAAGGGCCUAAUAACACCCAUCGUUUUUGGAGCUGACGGAAAGGGUUUGGUAGAAAUCAGUAAAACGGUUAAAGCGUUGGCACUCAAAGCUAGAGACGGAAAGCUUCAGCCUCAAGAAUUUCAGGGAGGUACUGUUACAGUUUCAAAUCUAGGAAUGUUUGGAAUUAACCAUUUUUGUGCUAUUAUAAAUCCUCCACAAUCUUCCAUUCUGGCCGUAGGCACAACACAGGAAAGGAUGGUGCCAGUCGAUGGAACAGGUGUGGCUAAGAAGUUCAUGACAGUGACUCUAAGCUGUGACCAUCGGGUGGUCGAUGGAGCUGUUGGGGCGCAGUGGCUCACAGCGUUUAAAGAAAUGUUAGAAACACCUCACAAAAUGCUUCUGUAGUUUUCUACAAGCUAGAAAAAACAACAAAAAAUUGAAUUAUGAAUAAUGUCAGGCAAGUUCACUCUGUCUGCUGGACAACAAUAUGGCACAAUGACCCUGUGUAAUAAUUCUUUUAUAUAGAAAUGAUAAAAGAGCAUUUGUAAAUGGUAUUUAUGUAUUAUAGAACAGAAAUAUGUCUAUAUAGCCUCAGAUGAUUAUUGUAUAAAUGAAAGCCAUAGCUAUGGCUGACGGUCGUUUCAAAUAUUAUUAGGCAAAAUGCAAAAAAAAAAAAAAAACCCUUGAAAUUAUAGGAAUAAAUAUACUUCUCAUAUUGAGAAGAAAAACGAUCUUUCAUUCCUCUGAAAAUUUGUAUUAUGUAAAUAUUUAUAAAGAUAUUUGUAGAUAUAUAUAUAUUGUUAUACAAAAUAAUUUUUAAAUUAAUUACAUUUAUGACUCGUAAUUUGAUGUACAAUAUUUUUAAAAUUUCCUUCUUUAUGUGUUUUAAUUAAUUGAAAAAUUAUAUUCCUACUUUCUGUAGUAAUAGAAUUCGCUUACAAACAAACAAAUUCUAUAAUAAAUGAUCAUCCUCAGUUUGAGCAGAGUAACUCUCUUUUUAAUGCAAACAUCUAUUGCAGACAGUUAUAAAUAUUUUAAUUUAAAAAUAAUUAUAUUAGUUUUGUAUGUUUGCCUUGUUUAUUUGUUUUUGAAUACCCAUGUUCAUUCAAUCAAAACUCACUAAUUAUUUUAUUAUUUAAAAUCCCAUGUUCGUUCAAUCAAAACUUAAAAUUAUUUUAUGAAUAGUUACUUAUUAUUGAAAUUUACAACUGUUAAAAUAUACAUCUAAAACUGUUGUAUAACACUAAAUACAGCUAUUAAUACUUCAUUAUAAAAUAAUUAAAGAUAGGCAUGCUAUGAACAUGUCUAUGGAGAAAUUAAUUUUUAUCUAGUAGCACUCAAAUAAAUAUUUAAAAUAUUUUAGAACUGGUUCAUUUAGUAAAGAAUAUUAUUGAGAAUUAUUUUUCUUAGAAAUCUACUAAUCUCUUAACAUAUUAAAUUAUUUCAAAUAUAUUUUUAAAAUUCAAGUAAUUAUUUCAAAAUAUUUCACUAGUUAUAGUUGUUUCAUAAAUUUAUUUAUUUUUCCGCGGACAAAACCAGGCUAAAACAAAUUAGGUUUUGUUAUAUAAUUUUAUUAUCCCAUCCAAAAGUCGAUACAACCAGUAUCAUUUGUUUGUGGUGUUACAGUUGUUACACAAAAAUAAUCAUCCCAAAUGGCUGAUGUUACUAAUUUUAAAUGGAUAUGGCAAGAUAUAAAAAUUAUACUCACUCCUUAUAUAAAAAUAAUAUACAAAUUUUAAGCUUCCUUCAUGUCAAUAUAGGGGAUGAAGAUUUUAUUGACUGGAGUAUAAUUCAAUAUCAUUUAUUAUUUAUGUCUGAUUAUAUUUUUAAAAAAGUCAAUAAAAUAUGUAAAAAUGUUUUAAAGGAUUGAUUAUUUUAAAUAUAUUUAUUUAUUUUUAUUUUUCAUUCCUUUUUUUUUAAUAAUUAUUGUCUUCCAUAAAUUGCUGCUAUAAUUAUAAAAAUGCAUUUCUACGUUUAGUUUUAUUUACUGUUGAUAAAGAGAACACUUUCUGACAGUAUUUUAAAAAAAAUUCUAAAAAUGAUUGAUAUUAAAUUAAUUAAGUUGCCAAUGAAAUUAAUAUCUCUGUUUGUGGUUUUAUAAAUCUAAACUUUUAUUUUUAACAAUUUAUGUACUAGGAGAAUCGAGGGUCAUUUUCAGUUUUACUUAGAAAGGGUUUCAUGGUAUUCUUUUUAUUUUUAUCUGAAAUUAUUUAUUUAUUAAAGUAUUUUAGCCUUUACUCAACCAUUUUAAUGGUACACUGCCUCAAUAGUAAAUAGUUAUAGUGCCAAACAUUUAGAAGAUUUACUAGUCUACUUGUAUAUUUAAUGAGUGUUACUGCACCAAAAGUUCUCUUAAGAAUACUUUAAUACUCUGUUAUAAUUUUAUUUUUAUAAAUAACCUUUUGUUGAACGUAGGUUUGUUUGAUUAUAUUAUAUUUAUAUAUAGUAUAAAUUAGAUGAAAUAAUAUAUAUUUAUUUUUAUAUUUGUGCCAUUUCUUAAAAAAAUGUGUUGUUAAUUAAACAUAAAUUUUGUUAAUUGUUAAAUAAAUAUAAUUUGCCGAGUAAAAAUUAUUUUCUAUA
Nezara viridula (southern green stink bug) is the source of this 3787-nucleotide messenger RNA. NCBI's taxonomy places the organism in Eukaryota, Metazoa, Arthropoda, Insecta, Hemiptera, Pentatomidae. The record is from the annotation of a GenBank genome assembly.